Messenger RNA from Pocillopora meandrina, 4960 nucleotides. Lineage: Eukaryota; Metazoa; Cnidaria; Anthozoa; Scleractinia; Pocilloporidae. The record is from the annotation of a GenBank genome assembly.
GAACAGCAACACCAUGGAGAUGAUACAGCAGAAAUCAAACUGUUGAAAAAUCGUAUUAGGAAACUGGAACAAGUACAAUCCCGCCAGAGCAUAAAAAGUAAGUAAUUACAGCACAGGAGUAAGUGUGAAGAAAUACCAGCUCCACUUGUCCUGUAAAGCACUUUUCCAAGGGAGGAAUGGAGAGGGCUGAAGAUACAGAACCAGCUGUAUCUAUUUCUCAUAUCCCUUUCAAAGGCAGGGGGGAAGGUUGGGUUAGGAUACAGACAACACCUAUGAAGAUUUCUGUGCUUUGAAAAUAAGAGUUGAAAUUUGAUAAUUAAAUUUUAAAGUGUCAAUACACCAAUAUCAGUAGCAACUUAUGUACCAUUAUAAAAGUGAUAAACUUACAUGAUCUAAGCAUCAAUUUGAUUAUAAGGAAAAGUGUAAUUGUUUUUCGAGAAGGGGAGGUGGGGUGUGAAAGAUCUUGUGGCAGACUUCAAUAUAACCAGAGACAUUGGAGAACUCAAGAUUUCAGGCUUAGAACUUUUUGGAAACAAUACCGGUUUUGACUUCUGUGAAUGUAUAAAUAUAUUACAAUCAAUGUCAUUCGACAGAGGUUUUAGUCACCACAUUUCUGAGGUCAUCUCUGGCUUCCUUUGAUUUUAUAACUACUGAAAAAUGCGGUUCCUUUAACAGCAAACAGAGAACAUGCUUACCAGAAAGUUUUACUAAAAGGCCAGGUAUGUAGAAUAUUAUCACGUAUGCAGAUUCAGUUGAGGGAACCCUCUUCCAACUCUGGUGUUGUACUGUUUAUUAUUAUUAUUAUUAUUAUUAUUAUCAUUAUCAUUAUCAUUAUCAUUAUCAUUAUCAUUAUCAUUAUCAUUAUCAUUAUCAUUAUCAUCAUCAUCAUCAUCAUCAUUAUUAUUAUUAUUAUUAUUAUUAUUAAUAUUAUAUUGAUUUCAUUAAGCUUGAUUAGAUGGCACCAUAUAUGUGCAUAAGGUAUUUUCUGGGUGGAGGGACCUUAUACAGCCAAAAUCUUAUGAGGAAAAAGAUCUCUGAGGUUAAUUCUCCUAAUCCUUUCUGUCUCAGCCCAGAGUAACUUAAAAGGAAUUUGUAUUUUCGUCAUUGUGAAUUAAGCUAGGGUUAAACACUCGGUUUAUAUUUGUCUCCAGUCAAAAACCUGGGAAGUAGAACCUGUGGAAAAUAAAAUUGAAGAAGCACUUCGUCGUUGGGAUGCGGACAAGAUUGGUAUCCCUGAUUAUGCCUUGGAAUCAGCAGGUUGGUACUUGAUUUAGUGCUGAAAUUUAACACCAACCUUUAUGUCUAAUUCAUCAUGUUCUUUAUUUGGUUGGAAUCACUUGAAAGGUGGUCAGAUACACGGUUCAAAUCAUUCUCCUACCUUUGCUAAUGGAGCCAUUCCUCAAGUGUUAGUGUUUGGUAUAGCUGUGUGGUAUGAAGUCAAGCUACCAAGGGUGAUCAUUCAGGUCAGUAGCAGAGCAGAUAGCGAAGUACUCUAUGGUCUGUUCUCCGGAAGCCUUAGUGUUUCCGAGUUGGCGUGCAUUUACAUGGAUUUCUCAUGAUUUUUAAGUAAAGUCACGAUUUCAGGUUGCUUAGUAGAGUAAUUUACAAAUGAGUCGCGAAAAUUAUUUUAAAUUUUCUGUUAGCUUUACUUCGCCCUAUGAUUGGUCCAGAAAACUCGCGUCAUUCUCUCAACCAAUCAGAUGCAAAAGUAAAACCAAUCAUGCCUUGCUCACCCGCAGCUAGUUCAUUUUUACUUAGCCCUCCCAUUGAUUCCUUGUGAUAUUUUCCCUUGCUCUGAUUGGCUGUGGUGAUAAUUUGGUUUUGUUUCACGAAACUCUGUCAAAAAGUGCUCAAAAGCUCCAAGUUUUGGCAGUCACGCUGUACACGUCUUAAUACAUCGUCAGUCAGCUUGCACCGCGCGAGCAUACAAAUAUUUGUAUUUCAUUUCCAAGAUUUGUUUUGACUUUGUUUUUCUUCGUUUAAUUUUAGCCUGGAAGCACCCCUGGAGAAUGUUGGGCUUUUCAUGGGAGCUCUGGUUUUGUCGUGAUCAAGGUUGAUAUCAAUCGAUGUUUAAUUAUACAUUUUGACAUCUCCAUUUGUUAUUCUUUUUUUUGCUAGUUUGUUGUGGUGAACGUCACUGUUUGCAGCUCGGUGGAACAUGCAACCAAUCACAAACAAUGUAACAACUACAAUACUACAACUACUUACAAUACUACAAUGCUGCAUCAACGCUACAGUUACGUACAAUUAAUGACGGCAUGAUGGUCUUGCAAGUUAGCUUGCAACCAGGCCCUCUUAAUUAGUACUGUAGGACGCGCUUUUUUCCGCCUGCGGGAGGAGUUGAGACGAGCUGGGGAGAGAUUUGUUUGCCGGGGGUCUGAAAUUUCAGUGCUAGCCCUUUUUAACUCGUGAAUUGCGCGCAUGCGCAAGAGCGAGUUAUAGAUACCAUGUGGGGAAUGGCAUUCGCUCGCUCGCUCGCUCGCUCGAUUGGUCGAUUCCUGUAAACUUUUUUUAGAUUUUAGGCUUUUGAGUGCAUUUGAUAGUUUUUAGCGAACAGUAAACAGAAGAAAUGGCGACCUUUGUUGCUAAGAAUAGUGGUGGGGUGAAAAAGAAGCCAAUGAUAAUCUUAAAAGAGUUUUUCUUUUCGUUUUAGUUUCAACAAGCGGCGCCAGCGACUGGCAGGCAUGCAAGGAUUCACACUGAAAUAACAGAACAACCUUCGUUUUUCAUAAAAUUGUAAUUUACAAUCCUUGAACUCGAAAACAAUCCGAAGAUUCAUUGAAAAUAUUACUUACUGCGAAGCGCUCGAAGUUUACAGAUGUUCAAAAGCUUUUUCUAUUAUGGCGUGAGAUUGAGGACAAAAUUGAUCAUUACGUUUCGUCGCGUGUGUUUUUCCUGUGUGAAGCAACAGAAGAUGCCGGCGACUGACGAAAUUACAAGUUAACACGAAAAUCAGAUAACACCUAAACAAACAAUUUUAGCUACCGAUGUUCAGUGAAUUUUUAAAGAACAGUUUUCUUUUAAGUUUCAAGACAAUUUGAAGAUUCAACAUACAUACAACGUACUAAAAUGCGAAAGUUACACACCACAAAAUUGAUAAAUAGGCCUGAAAUGAAAUUCUAUCUUGUUAUUGAUUAUACGUUGCCUAGCACGUGACUUAAAUCUACCCAGGCGGAGAUCCAAAAUGACGGUGGCAGGCUUGGCUUAGUUAUAUCACUCAAAACUCGUUCCAGUUUGUCUGAUUUGAUAAAGAGGGAAUCGUUAAUGUUUUCAUUAAGACAGUAUUGCCUUGAUUUUCUAAUAUUUAAAAUGAAAGACAGUACAUUUCACUUUUCACCCACAUUUACUUCCAACCUUUUCUUUUGAACCAGAAACAAGAAUAAUAGACGUUUAAAACACAUGACAUCAUCCACCUUGUCAAAUGUAAUAGCAUGAUCAUUUCAAUUGUAAUGCCUUCUUAUCCCAACGUUACUUUGUUUCUUUGCUACAUUAGCGAAUGCUGAACUACUGCUCGUACUCUAGAUAUGACAAUCAACCACAAAAUUCCCUAAACCAGAUAACAUUAAACAUCAUGUGUCAAAAUCAUGUGUCAAUUCACGAGUUUACUCACAGAGCACUUUGAUUGUUUUAGGCUUAAUACUUUCUCGCGGGUGAAGAAACACUCGUGCCGAAAUAGGGCCCGCUCGCAGGCCAUGGCCAAUUCAGGCAAUUAAAAACAAACAUUACUUACAAUUCAAUCGUUUACUCACAAUACGUACACAGCAUUCCGACUAUUUAUAUGAAAGUUGGAACAAAUAAAUAACUGAUAGAGAACAAAAAAAUUACUUGUAGUCGAUGAAAUAAUACUUUAUAUUGUUUUUUUUUUUACCAGCUUUCCCGUUUGAUCAAACCCACUUCUUUCACAUUGGAACACAUGGCCACAACUUUGUCCCAGUUUGAAGAUCACAGUAUUCCAAGUGCGCCUAAAGAAUUCUCUGUCUGGGUGAGUAAGGAACACAAUCACUUAAGCAAAGCUUGUUUCAAUUCGCAGUGUCACAGAUUUUCACAGAAAUUAUUUAUCCCACACGAAGCGAAUUUUCGGUGCGACUUGUCAUGUGUAAGAUGGUCUGGAAACGCGCUCUACCCUCUCAACCAAUCAAAUGCCAUACUAAGCCCAACCACGACCUGGUCGUCCGCGUUUUCCCGCGCGUUUGUCGGCUUGUUUUUACGAUGAGUUUUCGUUGGCUCUUUACGGUAUUUUGCUAUCUUCUGAUUGGCGGUUAUGAUUACUUUGAUAUUCCUUUAAGGAUACUCAGUCGAAAAGCGUGCUAACAUCGACAAAACCUAAUCUACGUCAAUCCCUCGAUUGCACUUUCCGGGUCCUUAAACUAUGCUGCGGUGAUGUUUGCAAAGCUUUUUUGAGUAUGAUCAGUACAGACUGACACGAAUUCUCAAUUAGUUUGGUUGGUUAUCAACAAUAAACUGUUAAAGGCACCUUAGCCCACCGCAGCAAAUUUUCCACGGCUGACGUUUGGAGAGUGAGCUCUUCCUCAAACAGUCAGCUCUUCGAACAUUCGCUACGGCGGCAACUUUUUGUUUCACUUGUCCAUCACCGCUUCCCAACAGUUUCUUCAUAAACUCAUAACCGCGUUCAUUUGCCUUUCCACAGGGCUGGGCUGAUGCCCGUGGUAGUGAAAAGGUACUAUUGGGCGAGUAUUUGUAUAAUGAUAGAGGACACGCUCUUCAAAAUUUUCCUGUACAGGUGAGGAUAAAAUAGUGCUUCCAAGUUGAUCCCACCGAUGAUCGUUACAGCUGUUACUAAGUACUUGAGUGAUGUUUUUUUCGCUUUUGGGUUUAGGCAACCACCGUACCAGAAUUUCGAUAUAUUGAGCUCAAAGUGCUUUCCAACUAUGGGAAUCCUGCCUUUACCUGCCUGUACAGAUUUAGAGUGCACGGACUGCCGUACAAAACAGAUAACUGA